This is a messenger RNA of Triticum aestivum (bread wheat), 2752 nucleotides long. RefSeq names its product protein TITANIA. The transcript has 2 exons. The coding region runs from base 134 to 2518 and encodes 794 amino acids. The record is from RefSeq and is a predicted model, not a curated record. Gene Ontology annotation, biological process: maintenance of root meristem identity; maintenance of shoot apical meristem identity; regulation of gene expression. Gene Ontology annotation, cellular component: nucleus. Lineage: Eukaryota; Viridiplantae; Streptophyta; Magnoliopsida; Poales; Poaceae.
GUUUCCUCCCACCCCCCGCCGUCCCGUCCUUCCGCCCCAUUUCCGCGUCUCGGCGUGCGGAAGUCAACCCCAACCCACCCCCGUCCGAGCGCCCCGCAGCAGCCCGCAGGAAAUCGCCGCGAAUCCGGCGGCCAUGUUCGGCGACUCCGACGGAUCCAAGGACCCCGGCGCCGCGCCGCCGCCCGCCGACCAGCCCUUCCCCAACCGCGAGCUCACCCUCAGCAGCUACCUCUGCGACAAGCCCACCCUCGCAUCCGCCGCCGCCGCCGAGGCCGCUGCUUCCGCGGCCGCAGCGGCAGCGGCGCCGGGGCCCUCCUCCCCUCCCAACCCCAACCCCGCCGCCGACGCCGCGGCCGACGCCGCCAACGCCAAGCUCUGCGUCGAGCGCGACUUCCUCCAUCUCUCCGCGCCCAAGCGCGGCGAUCCCCCCGGGGACGAUUCCUCCGUGGUCGGCGGGAAGAAGCCCCGCCUCGACUCCCUCCAGCUCUCGCUCUCCCUCCCGUCCGACGGGCCCGGGCAGGGGCAGGCGCAGGCGCAGCAGCAGCAGCACCUCCCGUCGGUCCCCGCCGCCGAUGGAGAUCUCCGGGCAGCGUCGGCCGGCGCCGCCGCCGCGCCGCCCCCCAGGCGGACCUACAGCGCCACCACGGGCCGCACCCGGAGCAUCAACUCCGACGACAUGUCCUACUCCUACUCCAUGUUCUCGCACAACCCCAGCUGCUCCCUCACGCACAACUCCACCGACAUCUACGCCGCCGGGGAGGGCACCAACGGCUCCGUGCACAGCAGAUUCAAUUUCCGCCCCAUGGGGGACGGCAGCGUCGCCUUCGCCACGCCGCCGAUGAAGGAGGGCACCUCCGCCUUCUUCCCCACUGAGCUCCCCGCCAAGAUGGCGGCGGCCAGCGCGGGUGGCAGCUUUGACGGCGGCCGCGGCGGGCAUACGUCGCGGCCUGAUAGGAUCCUGCGGGACAUCGUGUCGGACUCUGUGUCGGCCAUGGCGCAUGUGCUGCAGGAGUUCCCCAGCGAGUCUCUGGAGGUGCUGCGGGCGGCGGUGCGGAGCAUGGUUGAUGCUCCGGAGAAGAGGGACGAGCUGGCCAGCCUGCAGCGGAGGCUGGAGCGCAGGUCGGACCUGACGGCCGAGGCACUGGCGCGGGCCAACAGGACGCAGUUGGAGAUCCUGGUGGCCAUCAAGACUGGUUCGGCCGCGUUUGUCACCGGCAAGGGCCGCGUACCAAGCAGCGAGCUCGUGGAGAUGUUCCUCAUGACACGGUGCCGCAACCUCAACUGCAAGAGCAUGCUGCCUGUGGACGAUUGCGAGUGUAAGAUUUGCUCCAGCAACAAAGGGUUCUGUGGCGCAUGUAUGUGCCCGGUGUGCCACAAGUUUGACUGUGCUGCAAAUACCUGCAGCUGGGUCGGUUGUGACGUUUGCGGCCAUUGGUGCCAUGCUGCGUGCGGUCUGGAGAGGAACUUGAUCAGACCAGGCCCGACACUCAAGGGGCCGAUAGGGACGACUGAGAUGCAGUUCCAGUGUCUUGGUUGCAGCCAUUCUUCUGAGAUGUUUGGAUUUGUUAAGGAGGUGUUCAAUUGCUGCGCAGAGAACUGGAAUGCUGAGACGCUGAUGAAAGAGCUAGAUGUUGUCAGGAAGAUAUUUGCUGCUAGUGAUGAUUUUGAGGGAAAGGGGCUUCAUGCCAAGGCUGAAGAGGUCCUCAGCAUGCUUUCAAAGAAAGUUAUCUCCCUGCCGGAUGCAUUGAACAACAUGCUGCAAUUCUUCAAAUAUGGCGUUACCGACUGCUCUGUCACUGGCAGCAAGUCCAAAGGCAUAUUGGCAGCAAAUCAGGCGAGCCAAUCUACGAUUCCCCUUCUAUCUCCGGCCAUCAGUCCACCCAAAUCCUUCAAUUUCAAUGCCAGCACCUCCAUUCUCGACUCACAGAUUGAUGCGCUCAAGACCAGCCCAAAGUCCCUCUCUAUUGAACCCUGUUUUGGCUCCAGCUCAAACCCAUUGGCUAUUGAACCCCGUUUUGGCGCCAGCCCGAAGCCGCUGUCCGUCGAUUCCCGUUUCGGCGCCAGCCCGAAGCCGCUGUCCGUCGAUUCCCGUUUCGGUGCCAGCCCAAAGCCGCUGUCCAUUGAUUCCCAUUUCGGCGCCAGCCCGAAGCCGCUCUCUAUCGAGCCCCAUUUCAGCACCACCUCAAAGGACGACGAAGCCUCCACCCUCGAGACCGUCGUCAAGUGCAAGGAAGCCGAAGCAAAACUGUUCCAGAAGCUGGCUGACGAUGCCCGGAAGGAGGUGGAGAACUACCGGCAGAUGGUCCGCAACAGAAUCCAGAGCAUGGAGGAGGAGUACGCGUCGAAGGUGGCGAAGCUGUGCUUCCAGGAGGCAGAGGAGAAGAGGAGGAAGAAGAUGGAGGAGCUCAAGACGCUGGAGAACUCGCACUACGACUACCACAAGAUGAAGCUGCGGAUGCAGACCGAGAUCCAGGGCCUGCUCGAGCGGAUGGAGGCCACAAAGAAGAUGUGGGUGUAGAGAGGAAACCCGGUAAAAAAACAAAAAAUCACCGCCUGCUGCUCCUGAAUGCCUGGAGAUGCGUUGCUGUUGUUGUCCAUUAGAGUGGAAUGGUUUCUAAACCAAAGCUGUUGUGUUCCAUCUGUAAUUUGCUCUUUUUUACUACCCGUUGUUAACCGUUGUUAUAAGCGGAGGAGGCCUAACCUUGCGCCGGCGGAUAUAACUUGACAGCAUUUUCAGUUCGUUGCUUGCUCA